Molecule: messenger RNA, 1828 nt
Organism: Ahaetulla prasina
Lineage: Eukaryota; Metazoa; Chordata; Lepidosauria; Squamata; Colubridae
Gene: RBIS
Product: ribosomal biogenesis factor
Exons: 5
Coding region: 164-463 (99 amino acids)
Biological process (GO): ribosome biogenesis
Cellular component (GO): nucleolus
Source: RefSeq, a predicted model, not a curated record
GGCGGAGCUUCGCCACCACGUGGACCGGCUUCCGGAUGGCGUCUUGUGGUUGCGAAGAAGAGUUGAAGUCUAAGGGGGAACCGCAUUUGAACAUUGUCGCUCCCCCCCCUCCCCGGCUUGGGGUUUUUCUCGCUCCCUUUCUCCGCGGACAGACUAAAAAGUCAUGGGCAAGAAUAAGGUAAAAGGAUUGAAACAGGCCAAUGUAUUCCAUAUAGCCAAUAAAAAAAUACUAAAGGCUAAAAGUAAAGCAAAACCAGUGGCAACCAAUCUAAAAAAGAUAAAUAUAGUGAAUAAUGAAAAAGUUCACAAGAUAGAUAAGGCAUUUACAGAAAUACAGAAAAAUGUUAAACAGUUGUCCAAAACUGUUCCAUCAGAUUCUUCUAAGAAACUUCAGAUUCCAAAUUCUCAGGAAGACAAACCAGUUAACGUGGAUGCUGCUGCGAACUUACUUUCUCAGUUGUAGCACAAAACAAUAUUGCGAUGAGAAAACUACAUCUUUUGAUACAGAAUGGAACGCAUAGCUUUCAACACUGGAAAUCUAUUUGCCUAAGUGUAUACAAUAAUGUUGGAAGGAACACCUGGAUUUUUUUUUGAUUUUUUUAAAUUUGCAUUUAUACCCCGCCCUUCUCCGAAGACUCAGGGCGGCUUACACUAUGUAUUUUAUAUAAUGGAUUGGAAAACUAAUUCUCCUCAAAGUGGCAGUGGUCUAGCAAUUGAGAAAAUAUUCCAAGAUAUUUUUUUUUCAAAAAAAAAAUGCAUUCCUUUAGAGUCCAUGCAUAGCUAAGAGCCAAAUUAUUUAUCAACAGAGCUGGAUUUGGGACAUUGGUCUAUACUUACUAGCUGAAAUUUAAAGUAAAAUUGUGUUUUAAACACUUAAAUCACUACUGUCUAUUGUUAUUGAUAAAUUUUCUCUGAGAUUAAAAAUGUAAAAUAAAAGGAUUUUACACAUUAAAUAUAAUUACAUUUCUUUGCAGUAGAAUAAAUUUCUGACUUAUUCAAAAUUUUACAUAAUGGGUAGAAAAAUAAUAGGAAAAGAAACAAAAAAAUGUACUUUAACUUUGAACUGAAUUACUCUGUUUGAACGAGUGCCAGAGGUUAGUAAAUCUCUUACUUUAGUUUGCCCCAGAACAUGGAAUUACUGUUUAAAUUUGGGCAAUAUGAAAAUUUUGGCUUGGAUUUUGACUGUGUUAAAGUAACAGCUGUUUUCAUUUUCACCCUCCUCCAAAAUACAGCUUGGUAUUUAAAAAAUAAAAUGAGUAUAGCAAUAGCACUUAGACUUUAUAUCACUUCAGUCCUUUACAGCCCUCUCUAAGUGGUUUACAGAGUCAGUAUAUUGCCUCCAACAAUCUGGGUCCCCAUUUUACCCACCUCUGAAGGCUGGAAGGAUGAAUCUGGGGAAAAAAAGCUGGAAAAAAAUUGGAAGCUUGCCUUGAAAAGGGAGAAAACUGGUUCCAAGGACUAUAAAAGAAGGAAGAAACUGGGCAAAGUUGCUUGCCUCCUGUUUUCACUGGUAAAACAGUAAAGUAGUAAAAAUCUACUAUCGGUAGUCCUCAACUCACAACGAUGAUUGAGCCUGGAAUUGUGAGUUGUGGCUGUUAAGCAAGGCACCCAUGUAAUUGCCUUGCUCAACAAUUACAAUCCUGGCUCUCCCCACUGCAGAUGUUAAGCAGAAUGUGGGUGGGGGCCCAGGAAAGUUCCAGGAGCCCAUUGCAUCUUCCCCCCACAUGCCUAUGCUGGGCUUCUUGGUGCCUUCUCCAGCUUCUGAGGCACCCCAUGCACAGCUUCUCACCCAGCUGGAUCCCCACAGGCCUGCUUGCCAUCCCGCUAG